Messenger RNA from Trichoderma harzianum CBS 226.95, 2835 nucleotides. RefSeq lists its product as hypothetical. Gene Ontology annotation, cellular component: cytoplasm. The transcript is spliced from 3 exons. Lineage: Eukaryota; Fungi; Ascomycota; Sordariomycetes; Hypocreales; Hypocreaceae. The coding region runs from base 1 to 2835 and encodes 944 amino acids. The record is from RefSeq and is a predicted model, not a curated record.
AUGGCACCCCAGCGAGACUAUUAUGCUGACUUGGGGCUAACCCCAACCGCAGAUGUCGCGGAAAUCAAGAAGCAGUUCCGGAAGCUAGCUUUGAAAUACCAUCCUGAUCGCAAUCCUGGCCGAGAACAAGAAGUAAACUCACAGUUUCAGAUCAUCCAAGCUGCCCACGAAGUCCUUAGCGAUGCCGACGCCAAGGCCAAGUACGAUGCUGCCUUAAUGCGGUCUGCCAGUCGAUAUCCUGCGGCUUCUGGAGUGAGAGGAAAUCCAUGGCAGAAUGUUAGCCAGCAGUUUCCUGUGCCACCGCGGCGGAACCCGCCACGAACAACUCCUUCGGGGGCACAGAGAUGGAACGAGAGGUUCUCUGCUGGUGUGCCACCAACCGCUAAACAUCCGCCGGCGGCAACGGCUGCUCGAGCUUUCGAAAGCAUGCGGAAAGGCGGUGCCAAAAGCGGACAGCAAGAUCGCCGUGCUCCUCCUCCACCGCCCCCUCCCCGAACCGAAUCUGCAAAAAAGAGGGCAGAAGCAUCUUUCGGGGCCAAGAGGACUGGCUACCAUCCGCGGUCAAACACUCCCGGCGAUGAGCCUCCAGUCACCAACAACAAUUACUCCUCUCGCGUCAACACUGAGCGGUCAGAGCCCGCUCCAGAGCCCGCGCCAGAGCCGGUGCCAGAGUCGGUGCCCGUACCAGAUAUUUUCGCCCAGUUCAGAGAAAAGAACCGUAGUGAAGAGAGUUUCCAUGAUCCUCGACAGAGCUCUCCAUACACCAAGAGUGGAGGCGAGAAGAUUGAUCCUUUUGACAGCGUUCCAUUGAAUCGGGCAAAAGGCACCAACGAGCCACCUGAGCCACCGGCUUCAACACCCAAGCGUCGUAGCUCCAGUAUGCCCCGGAAAGAAACUAGAGAUGGGGCCCAGAGAAGGCGAGAUGAGACGGGAGCAGAUGGAAGACCUCGGGUCGUGCCUGUUGCCCCAAGUUCCCGGCCUGCUGCAUCGUUCAAAGCUCGAGCAGAGGCCGCUACUGCUACGGCUGCAACCGCACCAAAUGGCAAUAUAUUCACGGCAAACCAGACAGGCGAAUUUUCUGCAACUGAUGAUGCAACCCAGUCAUCUUUCCACACGCCUUUCAACAAACCUCAGACCCCGGUUAACGACCCUUCAAUGUAUGCAACGCCCCAAAAAGACAAGCCAUCCCGUCGCAAGAAGAAUUUUGCUACUAUCCCCAAAUUGAGUACAUCACCAAAAAAUAAGAAUGCUGCCGAAGUUGGCACGGAUAAUACACCAAGUGUCCCCAGUGGAGCACAUAGUACACUUCACAGCCUCUCUCCUUUCGAACAGAAACAGUACCGCAUCUUGGAAUGUCUGAUUACGAAUCGAGAUGCUCCUGUUUCGGCGUUGAAAACCAAACCACAUCAGAACACCCAUCACAACCAUAAGCCCCUUGAUGAAGAGAAAUUGAGUGCUAACGAGGAAUCACCAACUAGCUUCACCUUCAACCUAGACGAUGACGCCUUUGCCCCUGACUCUCCGGGAACAUCUCGAUUUAGAAAGAGUAACAGCGCUGAUGGAAUUAAUACGACUUUCGUUCAAGAUGAGUCUUCUGCUACUUGGCAAUUCAGUGCUGGGAGUGGCAAUUACGGUCCUAUUCCUCAGAGCCGGUCCCAAUCAACCAGUAAGUCUGGUCGUCGCUCGCCUAUUAAACGUCGGCCGGUUCCCAGCGCAAACGUGCCCGAUAUUGAAGCCCAAGUUCCCCCAAAUGCAACAGGUUUCGACGCAGAAAGCUGGAGUACCAAAUUUGGGCCUCAGACUUUUGUUCCUCGGCCUGCAACUCCCAACUCAUCGGGUUCACCCACGCGACUGGGUAGAGCAAACACGAGGAAAACAAGAACUACAAAGCCCAUGACCGGCAAUGCCGCCAUUGUGGAUGAUAGCAGCGAAGAUGACCUAUAUAAAUGGACCGGCCGCAAGACUGACCCAAAGGCUGCAACUGUUGACAGUCCCCAGGCGAUGGAUAUUGACCCGCCAUCAAAUACCUCCCCUUCGCGCUCUCGUAUUCCUACUCCGCCUCCUCUUGUCCCGACUACUCCUACGGUGGCAUCAACUGCCGCUUCGGCUGCGGCUCCCUCUGUGGUUCCUCCUGCGCCUCAGUCACGGUCCCAGUCUCAACCCCCAGUUCAGCCGCAUCCCGUGGUUGCCAGGAACAUUCCUGUUGAACCAUCGCGACCGGAGUGGCGACCUGGAAAUGUCACGGGCCUAGGCCAAAUGUAUGAGCAGCCUGAAGAAAGGAAAGAAAUUCCGGUUACCUUUAAGGGGUCUGAAGAUAGCGAAGAGUUUCGAGCGACAUUUGAGGACCUGAAGAAUGUGGCACCAUUUGCCCCGCCUAAGGCCGGACUUAAGUCGUUCACGGAACUGAAGGAUAAUUUGCCUUUUGAGAGCCAGGCAUCAGCCGAACUUCACAUCGAUGUUCCUCACGCUCAUCCGCUAGUAUUCCCCGAGGCCCCGAUCGCGCCCAAGCUUCCGCCUACGGUUGCAGUUGAAGGUAUCAAGCCCAACGUUGCGUCAUGGACCAAAUACCUUGAGGAAUUUGAAAGCUACCUACGCCGCUGGGAUCUCUUUAACUCACAGGUGGUUGACCAUUUUGCCACGCGAAAUUCCAACAUUUCACAAGCAAGAGGAUCAAAAGGCUAUUCAUUUCUGGGUGCCCGAGGCGAUUCUGAUGUCCUAGAGUAUCACAACUGGCUGGAGCAGGAUAACGGAGUCCGCCAAAGAUGGCAGGCAGCUUGUGAAGAGCACGAAUUGCGAUUUAGAGAAUUCAUGGCGUUCAGAGAGAAGAUGAAGUAA